GCACGAACCUGUCACGUUCCUAGGUACGGUUGGUUCUAAACCUAAUAAUAAGUAUUGGGAGCAUGCCGAAGUCGAGGGAUCCGCUAAUCGUCGGGGGGAUUGUUGGCGACGUCGUCGACUACUUCGACGCGUCGGCGCGGCUGAGGGUGCUGUACGGCAACCGCGAGAUCACGGUCGGAUCCGAGCUGAGGCCGUCGCAGGUGGCGAACCAGCCCACGGUGCACAUCACAGGAAGAGCGGGAUCAUUCUACACGCUCGUGAUGGUAGACCCAGAUGUGCCUAGGCCAAGCGACCCUUGCGAACGGGAGUACCUCCAUUGGUUUGUCACAGACAUACCAGAAGGAGGUGACGUGGGCCGUGGCACUGAGGUGGUGGCUUACGAGAAGCCGCAGCCGAUGGCAGGGAUCCACCGUUUGGCCUUCGUGGUGUUCCAGCAGGCUGCGCGGGAGGCCAUCUACGCACCAGGGUGGCGCUCCAACUUCAUCACGAGGGACUUGGCCGAGUGCUACAACCUUGGUGCUCCGGUCGCCGCCGCCUACUUCAACUGCCAGAGGGAGGGCAGCUGCGGUGGCCGGAGGUGGCAGGGGUGAAGCAAGCUGGCUAUAACUAUGACACGUACGCAUCAUCGCGCCAUCCAGUGGGAUGUGUCGCACAAAAUAAAUGAAUAAAGAACAUAUGUGUAGGCUAGCUAGGUCCUUGUGUGCUGGCUAAUUGGCUACCUCCAUUGGCUCUAUUUGUGGCCGAAUAUACGGUGUGUUGGGACAA
This is a messenger RNA of Aegilops tauschii subsp. strangulata, 765 nucleotides long. RefSeq names its product protein FLOWERING proteinUS T-like. NCBI's taxonomy places the organism in Eukaryota, Viridiplantae, Streptophyta, Magnoliopsida, Poales, Poaceae. The record is from RefSeq and is a predicted model, not a curated record.